AUGCAUUUGAAGAUGAGGCAGAUCUUGAUAGUCCUGACGUUUCUUGCGACAAACGCAGGUGCUCAGGAAUGUGGACGCCAAACUGGAUGCCCCAAGUCCGGUGGCCUCGAUCUGAUGCAGAUCCGCUCCAAUGUGGACAAGGAAGCCGCCGUUGACAAGGACGCGGAUUGGGAUGAAGCGGAUGCUGCUGAUGAGGAGGUGGAGUGCGAGGUCAGCAGCAUUGCAAAGGACUACUACACCAAGCCGCCGGAGCAUGAGUUCUCCUGUCACAUAGAUGGAGAGUCAGACGAAGACGACAUGGAAUUGGACGUAGAUGGUAUAGAGGACGCGCACGAGCGUUUCCAUCCCCAGACAGGCGAUCGUAUUACCCUCCGCGGCCGCCGUUUUCGUCGGCGUGGCCGGAAGAACUUCAAGGUGAGGGGCUUCAGGGUCCGACGUCGUGGAAGGGGACGAAGGGCCAGCUUCCUCCAGACGGUGGCAAGCGAGGGCGUGGAGACUCGCACUGCCGCUGUUCUCAUGGUGCGCUUCCUGGAUGCAAACGGAAACCUGGUCCCUUCGAGCAUGGACACUGUGGAAGAGCGCAAGAGCUUUUCCAUCGGUGUGAACAACUCCUUGUUCGGCACCUUCGACCAUACGAAUUCGCAGACUCAUGCAGGAGCAUGGCACGAUUGCUCAUAUGGCAAGCUCCAGAUGCAGUUUGAUGUGGACCAGGGAGAGAACGAUCUGGCGCAGGAUGUCCCAGGUGAGAAGGCUGACGUCUUCUACAUUGAUGUGCCUCUGGUUUGUGAUACAAGUGUGGAUCCUUACUGCCCAGGUACCUACGACUCUGUCAACAACUGUGGAAGCGCUGAAUUCUAUGGCUGGCCCAGGUACGCAUUCAAGAAGUUUGCAGACACCAAGCCAGGACUUUCCAAGUCCACAUGGCAGCACUGGGUCGUCAUUUUCCCCAGGGAUGUUGUGAAGUGCAGCUUUGUGGGUAUGGGCAACGUGGGAUGCUCCCGAACGAAUUGUUAUUCUUGGAUUCCUCAUGAUUACUCCACCAAAAUCCAAGACUACACACACGAGCUUGGACACAAUCUUGGACUAGCGCACGCUGGCAUCAAUGGAGGCUCGGAAUAUGGGGAUCACAGCUGUGCUAUGGGUUUCUGCUGCACCGUGCGGUGCUACAAUGCCCCACAUUCUUAUGAGCUGGGAUGGCUAACGCCAUCGCUCGAACUUAACAAGGACAACUUCCCCAGCCAGCUUUCGAGUGUUCCGUUGCGUUCCAUGUCGCUUCACAGUGACGGAGCAAUUGCCAUCACUGCAGACUGGGUGUCACCGGUCAAUGUGUAUUGGGUACAGCUGAAGACUGCACACUCCUACGAUACCUACAUGAGGUCAAGUUGGCGCAACAACGUGCAGAUCAAGAGGUGGAACAAGGGUGGGUACGAGAUCAGCCAGCACUUGUCAACCUUGACUGCUGGCCAAAGCUGGACGUCAGACGAUGGGGAGGUCAUGGUCACCGUGGAGAGCAUCGAUACCAGCAGCACCAUGACC
Symbiodinium pilosum is the source of this 1536-nucleotide messenger RNA. The record is from the annotation of a GenBank genome assembly. Lineage: Eukaryota; Dinophyceae; Suessiales; Symbiodiniaceae.